Molecule: messenger RNA, 6417 nt
Organism: Varroa destructor (honeybee mite)
Lineage: Eukaryota; Metazoa; Arthropoda; Arachnida; Mesostigmata; Varroidae
Gene: rho-5
Product: rhomboid-5
Biological process (GO): regulation of epidermal growth factor receptor signaling pathway; regulation of protein secretion
Cellular component (GO): endoplasmic reticulum membrane
Molecular function (GO): serine-type endopeptidase activity
Source: RefSeq, a predicted model, not a curated record
UGAACUAUUCCUCUAUGCGUACGCAAUAUGCAGUAGCAAAUAGACCCCGUCUAUUAUUGGGUUAAAAGAGCGAAACAAGUGAGUUCUGCUCACGGCAGCUUGGCUCUCAACGAGAAGGGUGUAUUGUUAUUACUGACGAUUGUAUUGCCUACCGUGAGUGGUGGGCGAUGUUGAAGCGUUCGAACCGAGGAGCAGUGGAGUCCUGCAGACUCGGAGCGCCACUGUGAAAGGACAGCAGCGUAGUAAAUGGCUGCGCUCCGAUUGCAUGAACGAGCUGUUGUGAUUCGGAGUAAUCAACACUCAAAACGAAGCUCGUGCGGGGGCAGUAUCGCGAUUUAGUACUCGUGUGGUUGUUUCUGGAUGAGGUAUCUACCCCCAAAAACAGUCGCUCUGAUUGUGUAGUUGGUCAAAGCUAGGGAGACACAGAUUCGCUUGCAAUUGUCGCCCACAUAUAGAAAGCACCAUUUGGUUGAGUCAUUGUCUUUUUUCUAUUGACGUGAUUCUCACUGGUAAUUUAGAAUUAUCGUAGUUGUGGUGAUAAUAGGAGUAGUAGGGGCUGACCAUUUCAGUACGCGAUUAAACUUUGUUGACUGAGUAACUUUUUUGUCAGUUACUCGUUCAGCUGGUUCACCCAGGUAAACUGCUGCCUGUCCACUUAACUUUUGACACAUAAUUUUACGUCUUUCACCAGCUGUUUUGUGCUCGGCCACAAAUUUUUUUGUCGGCCACACAGACUGAAACAGAAUGAGUGGAUGCGUAUCGGCAAUUAUAUAUUGAAAAGAAAAAAGGAAAUAUAUCUGUUUACGGUUUAUUGAGUGUAACCCUCAACACAGACCAGAAAAGUAAGACAAAGAUUAUCGGUAUACUCUAGUGACCUGUGAAGUGACUGUCUCCACACCGCAGCUGACUUAGACCGUAACCUUUUAAGAUUUGGGAGCAAAUUGUAUACGAUUUGCCUUUCGUCGAAAUCCGAGAGCGACUGAAAAGUAAGGGUAGACGUAACAGUGCCGCGCAAAUACCGUAGGGGAGGGGGGGGAAUACUUUACAUAAGAAUCGCGGACUCAAGUAGAUACAAAUUACGAUAGUGGAUACAAGCAUUAGGGAUAACUGUUAGCGGCAAGGUGUGCGGGUGUUUAUCCAGUGAGUGACAUUAUCUGAAGAAUCAUGGUAAAAGAUCGAGCAGACGAGGCCGUCACCCCAGUUCAAACGGGGUCUGGAAAUGGCGCAUCUGUUGGAGCAGGAGGCGGCGGCAGCCGUGCAGGCGGGGGAUCAGAUCCUCCGUCCAGGGAAGGACUUCAACUAAGCAGAUCGCUUCGCAGGACGGUCAGCCAAGUCAAGGAAGAAGCGCAGGACUUUCUUCUACUGACGGAACAGUCGCGGAGUAAAUUAAAAGAGAGGCGACGUUCAGUACUGUCCAAACGCUACAAUCUCAAAACAUGUACACCCGAUACAACACCAAAGCUAACAAAGCCAUCGGUGCUCCAACUCGUUGUCGAAGGCUGUCAGAAGCUCCAGAAGAAAACGCGCAGUAUCAUGGGCCGUGAAACACCAACGGAAAAGCAGUCUGAGAUUGCCAUGUACACGGCGCCGUUGGCGGAACAUCGGAUGGCCUUGUUCCCCGAAAGUAGGAGGAUACGAAUGCAAGCCAUGCUCCGACCGGAACUCGAGGGGCGAGCGCUAUUAGAUAACCUUAUCGACGUACCCACCGCAGACGACGAGCCUGAUUCUGCUACAGGGCACAGUAAAGGAAAAAACUGGCUUUGGUGUAGAGGGACAGCUCCUGAGGACCUGAAAAAACAGAAGCGUCAAGUGAGCGUCACGCAGGGCUUGAAAAAAUUUCUUCAGAUGCAAACUGUAGACGCGAUUGAGUAUCGGCCUAUUUUCACCUACUAUGUCACCGUAGCACAGUUAUUGAUCCUGGUCUUCUCUCUGAGCAUUUACGGUUUCGGACCGUGGGGCUUUACGAAGGAACGCAGGGCCAAUCUUGUGAUGGUGACAUCUUUGACCCUUGAAAACGUUGACGUUGAGGAGCCGCAGAAUAUUUGGUUCGGGAACCGUGAGGCAGACCUCAUUCAUCUUGGUGCACGAUUCACACCGUGCAUAAGGGACGAUCCUGGAAUUCGGGCCGAAAUCGUACGUGAUGUUAAUCGGGAACGGGAAACGGCUUGUUGUGUACGCCAUGAUAGAUCGGGAUGUGUACAGACGCAAAAGGACCAGUGUUCGUCUUCGCUUGAGGGAUCUGUAUCUCCUUCAACUUCGUCAUCGUCUGCUGCGGCCCUAUCUAGUAUCCCUCCGCCAAACGUCAGCAACAGGCACAAGGAAAAUCUAUCGACGUGGCACAGAAAAAUUCAUCACGGCAGCCUCGUUGGGUCAGUCUGCGGCCAGGACCCACGCUACUGCAACGAGCCCGCUUCCAUUGAACCCUAUCGCUGGCCUGAAGAUUUCACAAAAUGGCCAAAAUGUCGUAAACAGCAUGUACCCUCAUCUGUUCGAGGAAGCGGAAGCGGCGCUGGCGAUCUAUCGGCGACUGGCGAUGCUCAUAUGGCUUGCCAGGUCGUUGGUCGACCUUGCUGUCUUGGCACGUACGGCCAAUGCGAAAUCACCACAAGGGAGUACUGCGAUUUCGUGCGAGGCACAUUUCACGAAGAGGCCGCUCUUUGCUCACAGGUCUCUUGUUUGUCGGAUGUCUGCGGAAUGUUUCCGUUCAUUAGGUCGCCAGAUCGUCCCGACCAGUUUUACCGACUAGUGACAUCGUUAUUCUUGCACGCUGGCAUCAUUCAUUUCGCGCUGACGUGCUUUCUUCAGAUGCGGUGGAUGCGUGACGUUGAGAAGAUCUACGGACCACAUCGGAUCGGCACGAUCUACAUGCUGUCGGGGGUUGGUGGAAAUUUGGCAUCGGCUAGCUUCGUACCGUAUCGCGCUGAUGUUGGCCCAUCAGCUGCGCUCUUCGGCAUCAUGGCCAUAUUCAUCGUCGAACUUUGGGAGAUGUGGGACGAAAUCGCAGAUAAACGCCGAGCCGUGUGCCAUGCGGUUGCGCCUAUUCUUGUUGGCCUUGUGUGUGGCUUCACGCCGUGGACCGACAACUUUGGCCAUGUGUUCGGACUUAUUAUCGGUGUGGUGUUGGCCACUAUGCCUCAUGGGGCAAAUCAUGGCGAUGCCAGAUUUCUCAGCCGCCGCUGGUUCUUCGGCCUAGUUACACUAAUCACCAUCUUUUCGGCGCUUACAAUCUGGUUUUAUUACUUCCCGUAUCUACAGUGCAGCUUCUGCCAUUACUUCACGUGUUUGCCACAACUGUUUCAGGAGGCGUGCGAAACUCAUUCCGUCAACUAUAAACCUCGAAUGAAGAUCCACUUCUAACUCUGCAAUAACACUAUUACGAGCAUUAACGGGUACAAUGAUACCAACGAGAACAAUUAAUAACACUGUUGUAAAGAUAUAUCUAUUAUAGUAAUAGAUAGGGUUGAGAAAUAGGUUCGGGAAGUAGCAUCAUCAGAAAUUAUAAAGUGGGAAAAUGUUUGAUCUGCGUAACUUACGGUGUUGGCCUUUUGCUAAGCACGAAGUUCGUAAGUUCAAUAAAAAAAAGAGAUUAGAUAUUGGUUGAUUAAUGAUUAACAGUACAAGUUGAAUUUGACGACGAGCUUUGUCGUUUUUAUAACUCCGGGUAAGUAGCGACCGAGAAAAAGAAUCGCUAGAAGGAAUAUAAUCUUCACGACAAAACUUGUGCGUUCCUCAGUAACCGCUCAAAUAGAGAAAACACAAAAAUGUAAGUGGGUGAAGGCUUACUUGGACGACAUGUCACCCAAUAAUUAAGUGUAAGACACUUGACAGUACUCAAAUACGUCGAAUAUAAGCAACGUGAGAUCAUUGUAAUGUCACCGCAUAAGAGCAUAAUAAUAUAGCGAACCUGUCAGAGCAAUUGACAAAUCGUCAUUAAUUGUUUUCAAAGUCUACGUACUAUGUAGAAAGCAGCAGUUGCAGAUGAAGAUGUAAAGCAAGCUUUACUCACGGAGUAGCUGGCUAAUAUUAGUAUGUAUUUGAAACGGUGCAGCAAAGCGUGGACUUGUACUGAUCAGGCUGUCUUUGAAGUCGCAGCCAUUAGCGACAUAACGCUAGUAUCACAGAGUUACGUUUUCGUUGGGUUUAACCCUCUGUGAUGCGCCCGUGUUUAUUGGAACGAACGACAAAUCGCUAGGCAAAUGGCUAAUUCAUGAUGAAACCGGACUAUUAUUUAAAAGAAACAGUGCUGCCAGAAAUAGCACGCGAUCCGCUAGACUUUUAUGGGAGCGAUCAAUCAUUUUGAUGGACGCAUGUAAUUGGCUUAAACAUGUGGAAUUUAAAAAAAUAGAUUUACUUGAGGGGAACACGUACGACUAUGAAACAGGCUGUUUAACUUCCUAUAUCCAAUGGCAGCCUAAUGGUAUAUGAGUUGAAAAAUGAGCGCACGGAAGACGUAAGAGAUAUCGUGAUUAUCUAGUCAAGAACAAAAAGAAGUAUAUUUGAAGUAGUGACGUAACGACGAGUGAGAGAACGAAAAACCUACGAAUUCGGGGUUGUCGAGACCCGUUCCACCUUUUGAAUUAUUUACUCAUAUGAAAUAGGUUGCGGACAAGGGUAAGGGAGAAAAGAUCUGGCGCAGACACUUGUACAUACGUCAAGAUGCUUGAAUUGACACAUUCCUCUACAAAGAAAAAAAAACAAUGGACUGUGGAAGCAAACGGGCCAGGGUUGAAGAUUUUGUAGAACAAAAAGUUGAUACACACUGUGCGGGUAACAGCGGUUUGCGGUGGUCAGUGGUUAACUUUCGGUAAGCGAUUCUUAAUCAUAGCUGGCUUGCAAUCAUCGAAUCGAUUAUGUGUUACAUAGACUCUCUUUGUUCAGUAGCUAACGACCGUUAUGCAAAAAUGUUUGUUAGAUUAAAAGAACUCGUUUUAGCCGAAGUUCGGCAUUAAGGAAAGCAUUAUAUAGGAAGUGUGUUCCUUAUAUUUUUGAAAACGGCAAUGUACUAUUAUUGUUAAAAAUUUUAGAUUUACCAUUCAUAAAUUAUAGAGGACGUUCUAGUUUCAUUCCUUUCCUACGUGUUAGAUAAAAGACAGACGAAACUAGCAAGAAACACACCUAUGAACAUAUGGAUAAAUAUGGAUGUAAAUAAAAUAAUGGAAAAAAUCGGACGCCGAAAGACGGUAAAAUAUAUCAGAACAACUUUUGAUUUAAUAAUAAAAGCUGCAAAGCACUGCCGCCAAGGCAGGCUCCAGCAAACAGUCACCAGGCACAAAUAUAAUUAUACAAUGUGUUCGGGAUAAAUUCAGACAGGAGCGAUGUUACUUCUUUAAAAACAGCAUCUAAAUGAAAACAGAUAUUGAGGUGAUUUUUCUGCAUCUGCUGACAUAGAUAUUUGCGAUGGACGUAUUUAAUAGACGUAACUGCCAUUUGCUUCAGUCACAGGUUUAACUUAAGACCUGAACCGGUCACAAGUUCAAAGAUGCCUCUGUUCAAUUAUCGAAGAGCUUUUAAAUGUUAUAGUAAGAGUAAGUGCAGUGAUAUCGGUGCCGCUAUGCUCUUAAGGCGUCGCUCAUACAAGCCAUGUGCAAAAAAUUAGCCAACCUACUUUCUGAGCUCACAGUAAGCCAAAUAUUUUAAAAAUAUAAAGCUCAGAAAAGGCCAAAAAAAAGAGGAAUGUAAAAGGGCGCAAAGGGUUCAAAAACAGCCAUUAAUGAUUACUGGCAAUAUCAAUUUACAGUACAGUACGACUUACUAUAAUAUAAUACGCGCUAUAACGAUAAACUAACAACGGCUGAGCCAUCAAAAGUGUUAGUCUCUAUUUCCAAUACAUAGUUUUUCCCCGUUGCACAGCUUUCUAACAAAAAGGUUCUCCAUUCAAAACUAGCCACUAUUCUUUGCAUUAUAGCUGCGAGAUCAUAAAAAAUAGCUUUUUGAGUCAUCUUGGUAAAUUUUCGUUUAGUUCAAUUUCUAUCAUGGGUAUUUUUAUCUGCCUUAUGGAAAUUUUUCCUAUGAAGAUAUCCUGAGAGGCCCCGUGAAUACAACAAUGAGGCGAACGGUAUCGAUCGCUUAUUUUAGGUAACUAAUAAAGCUUAUAACCUUGGUCGCAAGUUGUCCAGUGUGAAGACAUUAGAAGCUAGCUGACCUUCGUUGACAAGUUCAAGACGAGCCUACUGCCUUUGCCAUUGUAGGUUUAUGAUUUUGUUCAAAAAAAGCGAUCUUUUUUAGGUACCAUAAGCAGCGGCUGUUGUAGUUUAUCCCAAGCACCCUGUAUAACUGAACACGCGAACGACACGAGUCCCCUUUGGUUUGUGUAUAACGAAUUGUUCUUUAUUUGCAUGUACAUGACUUUAUAAAAUAUUGAAUGCGAGAGCUUAAACGAAAAUUGGAGGAAUAAAGUUGAAAAUGUGUAUACCAUUC